CGGUUUGAGCUCAGGGGUAGGGACCGCCCUGGAGCUAACAGAGGAGGAGGGCUGGGGGCCUCGCAUGCUCUGUUGAAGGGGGGUAGCUUUCCUGUUAGUCAGUUGAUUUGGAAUCAGCGUGGAGUGAAUGGGGAAGAGGGUGGCCAGCGUGAUGAUGCAGUGUUGAGGGGAGCUGAGGAGAUGACGGGCUCGCAGUGCCAGCUGUGCUGCCGCGGCCGCUGCCGGAAGAGGGGCCGGCUGCUUGGCUGGUGGGAGGGUUAUCCGGGCUUUUGCCCACUUUUCUUUGUUGCUCACUUUAGUGGGCAUUUUGCAAAGGAUCAUUCCUUCUCAGGAAGGAAGGUAAAUAAAAAUACAUCUCCAAGUAGAGGGGCAGACAGUGGAGUUCAGUCACCCUUGUCGCCCAUUUAUUGUAAUAGCAGCUCAUGGGGCUUGUCUGCUCUGGGUCUCAAGUCUCAUGUGACCCCAGGAGGCUUGUGGAACUAGCUCACGUGUUUUGGGGCGUGAACAAAACUUGCUAAAGAGAAGGGGAUUUUUCAGUGAAAGAGGUGGAGGAGAAUCCCUGAGAGGUUGCCUUUGUCUGGUAGUACUCUGAUUUAAUCCCAAGUGGCAGCUUUUAGUGCAUGCCCUUGUGUAUUUCCAUGCCAUACACGUCUUCAUUUUCCUCCUUUCAUUCAACAAAGACAGCUAGAGGCAGCCAAUUGACUCUUUAACUAGUGGGUUCCUACAUGCAUGGGGACACGAGGAGGCUUGAGCCAGGUGUGGGUAUUAUUAGCAAAGCCCAUUCAUUCUGCUGUCUUCAGCCCAGUGCUCCUGAGAACACUCGGGACCCUCUAAUCAGCUUUGACGUUAUGUGAGAGGGGGUCCUGGCUUCUGAGACCAUGGCAUGCUUUACUACAGAACUUCAGAUAGAAGAGAGAAAGCCAAAAGUCAGUUGAAAAAUUUUAUUCUACUGGAGGUUAAAUUUAAAGCCCAUGCUCAUCUUUUUUUUUUUAAUUGAAUUAUAGUUGAUUUACAAUGUGUUAAUUACUGCUGUAUAGCAAAGUGAUUCAGUUAUACAUAUAUAUAUUCAUUUUUUAUAUUCUUUUCUAUUAUGGUUUAUCAUAGAAUAUUGAAUAUAGUUCUCUGUGCUAGACAGUAGGACCUUGUUGUUUAUCCAUUCUAGAUAUAAAAGCUUACAUCUGCUCACCCCAACCUCCCACUCCAUCCCUCCCCCAACUGCUUCCCCUUGGCAACCACCAGUCUAUUCUCAACGUCCAUGGUUCUGUUUCUGUUUCAUAGAUAGGUUCAUUUUUUUGUUUGUUUGUUUUUGUUUUUUGCGGUACGUGGGCCUCUCACCAUUGCGGCCUCUCCCGUUGCGGAGCACAGGCUCCGGAUGCGCAGGCCCAGUGGCCAUGGCUCACGGGCUCAGCCGCUCCACGGCACGUGGGAUCCUCCCAGACCGGGACACGAACCCGUGUCCCCUGCAUCGGAAGGCGGACCCUCAACCACUGCGCCACCAGGGAAGCCCAUAGAUAGGUUCAUUUGUGUCAUACUUUAGAUUCCACAUAUAAGUGAUAUCAUAUGGUAUUUGUCUUUCUCUUUCUGACUUACUUCACUUAGUAUGAUAAUCUCUAGUUGUACCCAUGUUGCUACAAAUGGCAUUAUUUUGUGCUUUUUUAUGACUGAGUAGUAUUCCAUUGUAUAUAUGUACAACAUCCUCUUUUUUCUUUUUUAUAAAUCUAUUUAUUUUUGGCUGAGUUGGGUCUUCGUUGCUGCAUGCAGUCUUUCUCUAGUUGGCGGUGAGCGGGGCUACUCUUCGUUGCGGUGCAUGGGCUUCUCAUUGCAGUGGCCUCUCUUGUUGUGCAGUAUGGGCUCUAGGCGUGUGGGCUUCAGUAGUUGUGGCGCAUGGGCUCUAGAGCGCAGGCUCAGUAGUUGUGGCGCACGGGCUUAGUUGCUCCGCAGCAUGUGGGAUCUUCCCAGACCAGGGCUCAAACCCGUGUCCCCUGCACUGGCAGGCGGAUUCUUAACCACUGCGCCACCAGGGAAGUCCAGUACCACAUCUUCUUUAUCCAUUCAUCUGUCAACGGACAUUUAGGUUGUUUCCGUGUCUUAGCUAUUGUGAAUAGUGCUGCUAUGAACAUAGUGGUGCAUGUAUCUUUUUGGAUUAUAGUUUUGUCUGGAUAUAUGCCCAGGAGUGGGAUUGCUGGAUCAUAUGGUAGUUCUAUUUUUAGUUUUCUGCGGAACCUCCAUAUUGUUUCCCACAGUGGCUGCACCAACUUACAUUCCCACCAACAGUGUAGGAGGGUUUCUUUUUCUCCACACCCUUUCCAGCAUUUGUGACUUGUAGACUUUUUAAUGAUGGCCAUUCUGACUGGUGUGGGUGGUACCUCAUUGUAGUUGUGAUUUGCAUUUCUCUGAUAAUUAGCCAUGUUGAGCAUCUUUUCAUGUGCCUAUUAAGCCCAAGCUCAUCUUGACCCUGUGUGCUUUCUGAAUGAAAGUAUCUAGUUUCUACUUUACCAACAUCACUUCCUUGGUGGCAGCUUUGUCAGUCGGUUAUGCCUGCGGUCUGAGUCACUGCUGCUCUCCACCCGUUGGCUGGGGUCAGCCCAAUUUCCAAUCCGGCUUUGACCCAGGCAGAAUCCCACAAGGAAUUUCAGCCCCACGAGCCGGCGGAGGCAGGGACUAGCCACCUGGCCACAGACCCAGGGUACUGGGCAGCCUUUCCAUCAGCUGCUCAGACUCCUGGCCCACUGCUCCCUGUGCCAGAUGCUUUAUCUGCAUUAUUCCCCCAUCUGUAGCUGAACACAGUGAGGCUCAGAGAGGUUAAGUAACUUACCCAAGAUCACUCAGCUACUAAGUGCCCUAGACAAGAAACCUAGGUCUUCCUGAACUCAGAGGUCCUCACCCACCCUGCCCUCAUAUUCCCAUAUUGAACCUUCAUCUUCUCCUUGGUUCUGUCACCCCUGUUUCUCACUCACGGAUUGCUGGAGUGUUCUUCUGAGUAGAUACAGUGCCCAGAACCCUGGCCUAGUUGAUCUGACUACUGCAGCUGGCCAGACCCCAUACUGGACUGGGCCCCCAUGGAUGCAGACCCUGGGCCACGUCAGGCUCACCACUCUGACCACUCCUUGUCAGGCACGGCAUCUUGGGCUGCUUCCAGGCCUGCUCUGUCCAGUCCAUUUCAAUCCCCAGCCCCUGCCCUCCUGGUCCCAUGUCCCCAUCUCCCCCAUGCCAGCCCCUGGUGCUGAGGUCACCCCAGCGUGACUGCUGCUGAUGGACCCACCAGGCACUGGUUGUGUGAGUUAUGAAGCCACCCUGAGCCAGUUUCCUCAUCUGCAAAGUGGGUGAUAAGUCCAGGAGUUGUGACUACCCGCGGUGCCAAUGAACUACCCCAGGCAAACCUCAUGGCCAGGCAGAGCUGCAUCAGCUCACAGCGUUUGUAACAAGGUGACUCGAGGGCACAGUGCAAACCCUCUGCUCCCGCCCAGGAGCUGGCCAUGCGGGAGCUAGAAAGGCAGCAUCAGCCUGAGAGGACAACCUCAACGUCAGGCUGCUGUGGGCUUGACUCCAAAGGAGAGCAAUGAUGACGGCCGUGCUCUGUGCCCCACAGGAGUCCAGUCAGCUGACCCUGUGCACCCCACUGAGAACAGUUCCUGCCCUUGACUGCAAGUUAAAGGGAGAUCGGGGUCUGCAGCUUGGGAUGGGGGAGUCAGUCAUAGCUUCUGAUGCCCGGCAGAGGCUGGGAUUCUGGUUCUGCCGCCUCCUAGCUGGGUCACAUUGGCCCAGUCUCGCUGACACCUUCUCACAUCUAAAAUGAAAAGUCUCUCAAGGCUGUUGGAAGGAUUAAAUAUGCCCCAGUAUUGUAGGUCAGAGUACCUAGCAUAUAGCAGAUCCUCAACAAAUGUGUUUUCUUCACAGUCUUUGCUGCUGCCUGGACAGUCUGUUGCGAUGCCCAACGCCUCCCCCAUGGCGGGCACCCUGUACCCAGUGCUCAGUGCCCACCCUUUUUCUGGUCCGCAGGCCCAGCAUUUGUCUGGGCUAGCACCUCCAAUUCUGAUGCCUGCUGUUUGAUGCCCAGGCCCCUGCCUGGGUCAUGCCUGACCUGGGGCAGGCAGUGUGCACGAGGCAGAAAGCUGGAAAUCCAAGACCGCAGACCAAGCUCUGCCCCUCGCUCUGAUCUCUGGGCAAAAGCCACUUCACUUUUUUCUAAGCCUCAGCUGGAAAAAAUAGACACCCCAACACUUACCCUGCCUUCCUCGUGGACAUGUGGCCAGGUACCCAGAUGCCCUUUAGAAAGGGCCAUCUGGUUGUGUCCAAAAUGGUUCCGAGAGUCUGCGCCCUGGAGCCAGGACUGUCUAGGUUUGAGCCCGCACCACUUCCUAGCUGCACGACCACGGGAAAGUUCAACCUGACUCUGUUCUCUCAAAGACAACGGCGGUGAUUGUAGUCCCGGCCUCGCGUCUGGUGGUUGUAUACACUGGAUGGUAACCAGGAAUGCGUAUAAAACAUUUAGAGUUGAGCCUGGUGCAUAAUCAGUGUUAAUCACCUCCUCCUAGAAGGCUGUGUCUUCAGACCUUUCCUGUUUACCUGACGCUACACUGUCAGUACUAACCCACUGCCCUCGUUUCUCUUCCUCACUGGAUGCUGGGCUGGCCUCCGCAUCCCAGCUCCUGGCCCGUCCCCUGCACCAAGUGCUGCCCAUAGUUGGGGCCAAUAGUCUGCUUGGAGGAGCUUCCCCAGGAAUGUGGCUUUAUGGUGCUGCUCACCCAGUGAUGUUUUUAAUAAGGGAAAAAGAAGAGAAAGGGAAGGGAGGAAGGGAGGAGGAAGGAAGAGAAAGGAGGAGAGGAGGAUGGGCUUGGAGUCUGGGGUCUGCUCUAGGCUGCAGGCAGGUUUGGGAAUGAGAGUAAGAGGGCAUCAUUUACGUCUCUUAAGUGCAGAGUUCUGGGGAGAUUCCAGCUGUGUCCACUGGCUCUGUCUGGAAAGUACAGAUGCUCUUUUCCUUUUCUCGUCGCCUGCUUGUUUCCCCUGCCCACCUUUUUGGUGGAGGCAGCUGGAAAGGCAUUUCUCGCCCAUGGGAUGACACUCUGCUUUGUUAUCCCCAGGCGGGGUGUGGUGCCUUUAACCUUGGAAGAGCACUCGUCGGAUAAGGUGUUUCUCUGCUGGGCGAUGUCACAGACCACGGGUCUAAGGGAGACUCUGUGAGGCACUGGCCUGGCUGAGAGCCUCUGAGCAGGCCUGGCUUCUGUAGCAGGGCAGGGCACGGCCUGCAUCACAGUAAAGGAGGUGCUGAUUACUGAGCACCCACAAUGGCUAGGCUGUGCCAUGUAUAAGAACCCUGCCAGGUGGGGCUGGCAUCCCAUUUCACAGAGAGGGAAACUGGGACUCGGAGGGGUUAAGUCGGCGAGAGGCUGAAUUGGAAUUCAGACCAGGGCGGUGAGGCUCUGAAGCCUGUCUCCUCUCCUCUCCUCUCCGCUGCCUUAGAAGAUUGAGAGGGCACUGCCAAUUUAAAUGGUUUGCAGACCUGAGGAGCCCCGGGCCACAUGCUGGGUGGGCGGAAUGGGGUUCCAGGAGGCUGGAUUAAGCUGUCCAGUGUGAGUGACAACAGGCACCCAGCCUGCCCUCCGUGCCUCUCUGGGAUUUGGUGCGGAGUCACUGGUCUUCAGUAACCAAGGCUACAGUCUUCAUGGGCGCUUGAACCACGAGCUCACCAAGCUGAAGGCAAGGUUUACAGAGGUGUGAUAGAGGCAGGAGCCUCACUGUGUGGACCUGACAUGUCAGACGCCUUGCGUGUAUCCGCUCCAGGGUACCAAGGAACCAGGGGGCCCAUCUUCCCAGACACAGAGCAAAGUGUGACGUCCUGGGAUCACCACACCUCCUAUCCCUGACUUAAACACACACCCAGAGCUGGGAGGGGCCCUGCGGUCACCGAGUCCACACCCUGCCUCUUGGCAGGGCGAUACUUGGGUUGCUCUAGACCGGCUGGCACCAGGCCUGUGCUGCCCUGCAGAUUCUUCCAGAUGGAGUCCCGGAGCCCCAAGGAGAUUGAGCUCUUAUUUUGGAAACAGCCUCAUGUUCCCAGCACACCUCUCACACACUUCACUCUGGACAGAAGAAGGACAUGGGAUCUUUUCCCCAGUAGUCUCACCCGACAGCAUCCAUCCCUGCUGCUCUGGCCCCAGUCCUGCUCUCUGGAGUUUAAUGAGGGUGGAACAUCUAAUGCGCCUGGACUUCUAAGUCCUUCCUACUUCCUUCUAAGACUCUUACCCAGGUCUUGACUGGAGACCUCUGGAUGGAAUGCGAGGCUCACGGAACCCUGAGAUCAUAUUCGGAAGUUGGCGUGCUUGCCGUGGACCAAGGAGCCAUAGCUUCCAUCAGUUGUCAAAGGGGCCAUGUUCCAAGGCUUCAGAGCCCUGGGUGCCUGGCUACAAUGACCUGUCCCAUCCGAUGGUGUCCCUGUACUGGGCACAGUGCUGAAGGGCAGGACUCUGGAGCCAGGCUGCCUGACUUUGAAUCAUGACUCUAUCUCUUACUGGUGAUUUUGGGCAGGUUUCGUAACCUCUCUCAGUUUCCUUAUCUAUAAAACAGGGUACCUGCCCUCAUGGGGUUGUUGUGAAGAUUAAAUGAGUUAAUCCACAUAAAGUUCUUCAUCUGUGCUAAAGUAUUACUUCUCCCCAUCACCCUGUGAAGUCAAGUCAAGGGUGAUCCUCACCCCUCUUCUGUUGAAGAACAGUGGAGACUGUAACUGAGGAACAGAGCCUCUGCCUGCAAAUGCAGCAGGUCCCGCCGGCUAGCCAGUGAGGUCACUGCAGAGAGGAAGUUGGCCUGUGACGCUCUCAGGGGUGGGAGGGCUCCGUUUAGGGAAGCUGGGAAAUAAACUGGAUCUGCCAACAGUUUCAGUCACAGGACACAGGAGGCUGGAGGGGGCUUUAGGUAUGAGUCAGAAGCCACACAGCCGAAUGGGCCUGACACCCUGGCCUGUGAGCAGCUCCAUGAUGGCCUCCUUGAGGCCACCCUAUCUAAUCUGAUUUCCAGAAAAACAAGAGCUACCGUUUAUCCAGCACUAUGAGGCAAGCAUGUUAACACGUGAUCUUAAUCCAUUCAAUCCCACUAUGAGGAAGUAGUAUUAUCCCCAAUUUAUUGGUGCCAAAACUAAGAUUCAGACAUAGCUGCUAAGUGGCAGAACUGCGAUUCAAAGCCAGGUCUGUCUGACUCCAGGACUCCAGCUCCUAAAGAUUUUGACAGCAGCAAUUCGCAUCAGAAUCACCAGAGCACUUGAGAGACUGCAGACUGCUGCACCCACCUGCAGGGAUUCCCAUUUCACAGGUCUGGGGUGGGGCACGAGAAGGCGCAUUUUUUAACAAAUUCCCAGGCGGUGCUGAUGCUGCCGGUCUAGGAACCCCACUUGGAGAACCAAAGGUGCUGGACCACCAGAGACGGAUGAGGGGCUGUCAGGAGCUGAUGACCUGGCCUGAGCAAAGAGAGAGCAAGGGCUCCGUCUGCUCCCGUUCCAGUCGGGGGCUCAGGACUGGAAGGUCUUUAAAGUGGCAAACGCAUUGUGGAUGCUCGCACAUCGUUCCUUAAGCUGAUCACGGAUGGGGCAGAGACUGUUUAAGUGCCAAGCUCAUCUUCUCCACCAGCCCCCAAGGCUGGCGCCCCGUGGCUUUACUCCUCAGUUGCAUCUUUCCCACCUGCUCCCUUCACCAUCAGUAUUCAGGAGGGAGGAGGGAGUGAGAAAGGGUAGGGCCUGAGGGCUGAGUCAGCCCCUGCCCACUGCUUGGAGUUGCAAGUCCGGGUGGGGGGGGUGCAGGGCCGCCUCCUGCUAGGGGUGCGGUCACGCCUCCUACCUGUUCUCGGGCACCCAUUAGCUGCUGAGGUGGUAUUAACUGUUUUUCAUUUUGCUGAGUCUUUGCUGAGACUCAAAAAGGGAAAUGAGCCAUUACCAGACAGCAGCCCUUUUUGAAACAGAAACUGAAUUGACUGCAUUUUCUAAUAACAUUUUGUGAGCUAAGAACGCAGAAGUCUGGCCUUGCUUUAUCAAAGUCGUCUUUCAGAAGUAGUUGUCUCUGGCUCGCCUUCUGCUCACACAGUUCUGUGAGAAGGGGUGGGAAGGGUCAUAUGCCCAAAUGUGCCAGCCUGUUAGUGCCACACCAGCUGGUAUUUAAUGGCUGAUCCAUAGCCUCUUGUGAGGAUGUCAGGAAAUCCCCCUUUCCUUGCUUUUUGCUGCUCCAGACCUUUGGGCUCUGCCCUGACGGGUAAGGACUAACCAGCUCAAUUCUUGAAAUAGAGAGCCAGUGUGCAGAGCUCACAAUCAGGGGACUUUGGGCAAGUCACUAACCUCCCUGAGCCUUAGUGUGCUUACCUGCAAAAUGGGGAUAUUAAUCUUGCAUAUCUCAAAAUCCUGAUCGGGGCAGAGUGCCCUGUAAACUGCAAAGGGUAUACAAGAUAUUAGCUCUUGUUGUUAUUAUUAAACUACCUGUAGGUCCAUUUGUAACCCCAUUCCAUGGGGCAAGGAAUCUGCAGAUCUAAGGGGACAUGACAGCCUGGAGGUCACACCUCUUCCCCCUUCUGGACCAUCCUCUGGGUACCCAGGAUCCCUUGCCUAAAUGGGCUCAAACUGCAACCAGGACCUGGGCAGGCUCUUUCCUAGGUCCAUCCCCCCAAGGGCAGACUGCUCGAGGAACUUCUAGAUUCAAGGGAUGGCUGUGUGCAAGUGGUACUGAGUUGGGACAUAUGGGUUGGGGUAGCCACAUUGUGCCUAGGAGACUUCUCCAGGUGUGGGACAGAGCCAUCACAUUCCAGAGUCAGAGAAUUCCAGAUUCAAACCUUCUGGGUUGUUAUAACAGUGUAUGUGUCAAGGUAGGAGGGAGAAUAUAUUGUAUUUAAGUUUGCUACCUGAUUUAUAACUAACGUAUUGAGACACAUGGUAUAUGGGCCUCCAUUGGUAGUCUUGCCCCGGGCCCACAGAUGUUCCUUUUUAUUACUAGAAGUUUGAAUUCCACUUCCUUUGAGCCAGGUCAACCUCUUAUUUUCUUCAUUGAGUCUAUCCUCCUAUUUCCUCUUCUCUGUCUUUCUAAAUAUUCAAAGCCGUGCCUUAUUAGAAAUGUAGCCAGGACUAGUAGAAAUUCGUCGAGAUUCCAGGGGCUCCCUUUCUUCUCUUCCUUAAACCAUUUCUCACCCCCUAGAGACACACAGGACAGACCAUGGGCAGGAACAUGAGUCCCCUCGUCGAUGGCUGGCCUCCUUUUUGUCUCCUAAGCAGUAUCUAGACAGUGGGUGUCUGUACCACUUCAGGGUAUGAAGAUAGAGCUCCAUGCCGCUGCCACUAUGGUAACCCCUAAACCAUGGGGACUAGACGAUUCUAAAAAAAGCCAUGGGCUCCAUCCUGGGGGGUGGGGGAGGCCCAAGAAGCCUAGAAUUUUGUACAAGGAGCAACUAUAGGAAGAGGGGUCCUGCCUGGUCCUCCUGCAUCUCCAUCCUGGAAGGGUGCAGGUCCUCAGGUGACAGAAGGGGCGAAAGUUGGUUGCUGAGAGGUAGCAGCCGACAACUGCACGCCAUGAGUUGAGGCCCCAUCAGGUUCCCCUACCUCUUCCUUGGCUUGCUGUUGCUGGUGUCAUUAUCCACAUUUUGCUCCAUAUAAAACCCUUUCCCAAUGUCCCCUUUCCUAUUCAGAUACCCUUUGGCAAUGCAGAGACUCUGAUGCGGAAGUAGUUGGUUGCUCUGACAGGAAGAGUUGCUCUUUCCCCCUUGCCCUCUGUGGUCCUGGGAAGAUGCAGACAGUAGUCAGACAGCCUUUGGUACACAUCAACUUCUGCUGAACGGCUGUUUAUCUCACCUGUGCCUGAGAUGGCUAUAUGUAGAGGAGGAAGGGCGAGGGGAGACAAGGCUUGCAGUGGACCCGCUAGGGGCUAUCUCCCGCUCCCCACCUGCCCCACAGACCCUGAGAGAAUCAGCCCAAAUGCUGGCUAUUAGACAACUCCAGGACUCCACUGUUUUUCCAAGUGUUGAGAGUGAACUAUUGGUACUGUGCUGGGUGAAUUUAGGUGCCAUCCAGCAGAGCAUUCAACAACACAGAAUCUCAGCACGGGGAAGUUCUUCCCUUUUCAGUUCUUUCAAUCCUAAUUAUCCAUAGGAGGAACUUUCAGUUUAAUUUGUGAGUAUCUUCAACACCUCGCUAAAACUUGCUCUUCUUCCUUUUUUUUUUGCGGUAUGCGGGCCUCUCACUGUUGUGGCCUCUCCCGUUGCGGAGCACAGGCUCCGGACACGCAGGCUCAGCGGCCAUGGCUCACGGGCCCAGCCGCUCCACGGCACGUGGGAUCCUCCCGCACCGGGGCACGAACCCGUGUCCCCUGCAUCGGCAGGCGGGCUCUCAACCACUGCGCCACCAGGGAAGCCCUCUUCUUCCUUUUUAACAAAAUGAGAUCAGGCCUCAGUUCAAGGUCUUGCCCACUAGAAUUGAGAACAAUGGUUUGUUUUUAUUUGUAUUUCUACUUAGAGCUUCGUACCUUCUAUUUAUGACAGGUGAUUAUUGGUUUGCUAGUGAAGUAAAGAUACACAGUUUGCUUUUUAAAGAAAAUUUAAGUAAAGCAGCUGAGUUAACGAGUAUCAAAUUUAAAAGAUACAGGUAUUAUUUGGAUAUGGCAAACAUCAUUCAGUUUUAUUAUUUUAAAGGCAGGGAAAUUGAGACCCAGGCAGGAGUCCCCAGAACCCAGGAUGGGUAAGUGUCUCUAACAUUUAGGAAGGACACAGACAUCUAUCUUCCCUGAAAACCAUAGACUGUGUUCUGCUUGAAGGUCACAGGCUAGGUAAGGCCCCCUUCUAAGUUCAGGCUCGCAUUAACUCCUUUUGUGGGUGGUGUUUUCACUACUUCCAUUUUAGCCAAUAAAAGUGAGAACUUCUGAAGUUACUGAUUGUCCCUUUGAAACUCAGGGCACAAACCUGGCUAUUUUUGGAGACAAAGGGCUUCAUCCCUGUAGCUAGCAGUGACUGGUAGGGAGGAGAGGAAUGAGAUAAAAAUAGAAGUGGAGAGAAGUGUUAGGUAGAAAGUAAAAGACACAGCAGCUUCAGCAUUUUUAAGGACCUGAAACUCUGGAGUGGGGCAGCUACAUCUCCCAGACUGUCCCUGUCCUAAGUGGACAAAGCAAUAUGUCUCUGACAAAGCUCUGGCCAAAGUCACCCUUUCAUGCCAAUAUGACUGUUAUUACUUGUUACCAUGACUGUGAUGAUUUGACCACUAACCUUGCUUGAGCACUUAUUAGGUGUCUGGCACUUGGCUAAGAUGUGACAUCCAUCCUCACAAGAAGCCUUUAAGUUAAAACCUUGGCCUCUGGAGCUGCACUCUGGGUUGGAAAACUGGCCUCUUGGAGCUGUGUGACUUAAGGCAAAUUAAAUCUCUCUCUGAGCCUCAAUUUCCUCAUCUCUCUAAAAUAGGCAUAGUAAUAUACCUAUCUCUCAGGAUCAGAAUGGUUCUAUAAUAGUAUGCUUAUCAAGGGUAGAAAGUAAGCAGUUAUUAACAAUGUCACAUUAUUAAUCACUAUUGAUACUAGCACCAGGAAGACAAAGCUUCUGAUAGUCAUUCUACCCAAGGUCACAGAGCUGAACCAGGUUGGCUAAAUUGGUGGGAUAAGUCCAGGAGUGUUUGGGCCUCCGGGCUUCAGGGCCCAGAGCUGGGGUGGCAUGGCAGGGGCUACUGGACAGGGGCCCAAGCCGCCCGGUGGGUGCUCCAAGCGGCCUCCAGGACCCAGACCCAUUUUCUGAGGCUCGGACUGGCCGGAGACUCAAACUGCUGUUACCUGCCAGGCGGGAUGCGGCGGAUCCUCAGCCCCACGAGGCCGUCUCGCCUAGCGACAAGUAGGGAUGACCGGCCAGCUGCUCUCACCUCGGCUGGGAACCGAUCCCAUGCCAACCCUUGAAGCACAGGCCCAAGCGCGCCUUCCGGGAGCCGCGGGGCACACCGGGAGCCGGUCCGCGCAGCCAAUCCCCGCGCGGGGCGGUGGGGGGGGGGGGGGCAGGCGGCAGUUGCCCGGCAACGGUGGGGGCGCCCAGGCGAGGGCGCGAGGCCUGUAAGGCUGGGCGAGCAAGUGUGGAAGCCGGAGAGGUAGGUGACCUGCAGAUCCCAGAGGAGUCUGCUUUUCCAGUCCCCAGUUCCUUCCCUCCUACCUGGACUUGAAGGAAAGAGAUUAUCAAGACAAAUGAUAAGAAGCAAGAAUAAACCAUGGGAACUAAUAAAAAGAUAUUCAUAUUGAUUGAUCACGUACUGUGGGCCUGGCUCUUUACCGGGAUUAUUUCAUUUGAUCCUCAUUUGAUCUUGCAGGGAAAGUACGAUUCCUGGCCUCAUUUUGUAAACGAUUAACCGGAGGUUUAGACAGAUUAGGCACCUUGCCCAAAGUAACUCAGCUAGAGGGUAGCAAAGCUGGAAUUUGAACCGGGUGGUCCUGAACCCAGGUGGUCUGUGUUCUUACUGAGUCAAGCAGUGGACACCCAUUUCAAUUCAGCAACAGAAGCUGCUAUAGGCCUACCUGCAGGGGCCAAUCCAGGCUUUCUGGGUCCUGAAGCUUAGACAAUUGGGGGGCCCUCUUUAGGAAAAAGAAUAACAAAUUGCAAAUAUAAAAUCAGGUAGAAAAGAAACUUGUUUAGAAUGUAAACAAAACACUGGAUAAUUUUACAAAAACACCUGACCAUGUGAAUGUGUUGCUAGGGCCCUACACAAAGGCAUCCCUGGCCCUUAGCUCCCACUGAAGUCCUUUAUUCAGACGUCAAACUACCUUGCAGGCUUCUCUGCCCUUUCCCCGACUACCCUGCAUCCCAGCCACAGGCCCUCCCUUGGCUGGGCCCUGGCAAUGGGGUUUAGUAGGGCUUUUCUGGCUGUGGCAGCAAGCUUGGCCUGCCCAGUGAGCAAGCUGAAGUGCUAGAGAGUUAACGCCCUUGGUUGGAAGCAGCCCUCAAACACCGAUGGACCCAGAACUGGUAACCGUUGGCAGUCAAGUAGGAUCACGCUAAGAAAUCUUUUAUACCAGUGGUUCUUAGGGUGUGGCCCUGCAGCGCUUAACCUGUUAGAAAUGCACACUCUCAGAUCCUACCCUACACCUACUGAAUCAGAAACUCUGGGUGGUGGGGCCCAGCAGUUGGUGUUUCAACAAGCCCUCCUGGAGAGCCUGAUGCACGCUCAAGUUUGAGAGCCACUGUUCUACCACACUGUUUCCCAGAGUUCCCUGUGGCCUGGAGCUCCCGUGUCUACAAUGGUAACCUGCUCAAUAAUACACCUUUUUUUUUGUCUCCUUCCUUUGCUUGUCUCAUUUCCUCACUCUUCAACUGGGGCUUCCUAGGAUCAUCUCCAAUAAACUACCUGCACUUGAACCCUUGUCUCAGGUCUGCUUCUAGAGGAACACCAGCGCAGUGCCUGAGAGCUAGCAGACUCUUAGUAUUUGUCGGAUGGAUGGAUGGAUGGAUGGAUGGACGGACGGGAGAAAGGCAAAGGACGCUGGGGACCCACCUUGUUUUCUGUGGAUGCGGCUUCAUCCCUUCAACACUGCGGUGUGAUCGCUGCCUGGGAGGCCCACAGUCACAUACUCCCUCUGACGAGCCAUGAGGUGCCACGUCGCUUCCAGCUGCCUCGUGGUCUGGCUGUCUGUGCUGAUCUCUGGAUGCUGCGGCCAGGUGAACCGACUGCCCUUCUUCAUCAACCACUUCUUUGAAACAUACCUGCUGAUCAGCGAGGAUACGCCUGUGGGUUCCUCUGUGACCCAGUUGCUGGCCCGAGACAUGGACAACGACCCCCUGGUGUUCGGCGUGGUUGGGGAGGAGGCCUCCCGCAUCUUUGCCGUGGAGCCUGACACGGGCGUGGUGUGGCUCCGGCAGCCGCUGGACAGAGAGACCAAGUCGGAGUUCACGGUGGAGUUCUCUGUCAGCGACCACCAGGGGGUGAUCACGCGGAAGGUGAACAUCCAGGUCGGGGACGUGAAUGACAACGCACCCACAUUUCAUAAUCAGCCCUACAGUGUCCGCAUCCCUGAGGACACGCCAGUGGGGACGCCCAUCUUCAUCGUGAAUGCCACAGACCCCGACCUGGGUGCAGGCGGCAGCGUCCUCUUCUCCUUUCAGCCCCCCUCCCCAUUCUUUGCCAUCGACAGUGCACGUGGCAUUGUCACAGUGAUCCAGGAGCUGGACUACGAGACCACGCAGGCCUACCAGCUCACCGUCAAUGCCACGGAUCAAGACAAGACCAGGCCUCUGUCCACCCUGGCCAACUUGGCCAUCAUCAUCACAGACGUCCAGGACAUGGACCCCAUCUUCAUCAACCUGCCUUACAGCACCAACGUCUAUGAGCAUUCUCCUCUGGGCACGACAGUGCGUGUUAUCACCGCCAUCGACCAGGAUAAAGGACGUCCCCGGGGGAUUGGCUACACCAUCAUCUCAGGAAAUACCAACAGCAUCUUUGCCCUGGAUUACAUCAGUGGGGCGCUGACCUUGAACGGCGUGCUGGACCGGGAGAACCCCCUGUACAGCCAUGGCUUCAUCCUGACUGUGAAGGGCACAGAGCUGAAUGAUGACCGCACCCCAUCUGAUGCCACAGUGACCACAACCUUCAACAUCCUGGUGAUUGACAUCAAUGACAAUGCCCCAGAGUUCAACAGCUCCGAGUACAGCGUGGCCAUCACUGAGCUGGCACAGGUCGGCUUUGCCCUCCCCCUCUUUAUCCAGGUGGUGGACAAGGACGAGGGCCUGAACAGCAUGUUCGAGGUGUACCUGGUGGGGAACAACUCUCACCACUUCAUCAUCUCCCCCACCUCCGUCCAAGGGAAGGCGGACAUUCGCAUCCGGGUGGCCAUCCCCCUGGACUAUGAGACUGUGGACCGUUACGACUUCGACCUCUUUGCCAAUGAGAGUGUGCCUGACCACGUGGGCUAUGCCAAGGUGAAGAUCACCCUCAUCAACGAGAAUGACAACCGGCCCAUCUUCAGCCAGCCACUGUACAACGUCAGCCUAUACGAGAAUGUCACCGUGGGGACCUCUGUGCUGACAGUCCUGGCAACAGACGAUGACGUGGGCACCUUCGGGGAAGUCAACUACUUCUUCAGCGAUAACGCGGAUCGGUUCUCUCUGGACAAGGACACGGGACUCAUCAUGCUGAUUGCCAGGCUGGACUAUGAACUCAUCCAGCGCUUCACCUUGACAGUCAUCGCCCGGGACGGGGGUGGCGAGGAAACCACAGGCCGGGUCAGGAUCAACGUGUUGGACGUCAACGACAACGUGCCCACCUUCCAAAAGGACAGCUAUGUGGGUGCCCUGAGAGAGAAUGAGCCUUCCGUCACACAGCUGGUGCGGCUCCGGGCAACGGAUGAAGACUCUCCUCCCAACAACCAGAUCACCUACAGCAUAGUCAACGCCUCCGCCUUCGGCAGCUACUUCGACAUCCGCGUGUAUGAGGGCUAUGCCGUGAUCAGCGUGAACCGCCCCCUGGAUUAUGAACAGAUACCCAACGGGCUGAUUUAUCUGACGGUCAUGGCCAAGGAUGCUGGCAACCCGCCUCUGAACAGCACCGUCCCUGUCACCAUCGAGGUGUUUGAUGAGAACGACAAUCCUCCAACCUUCAGCAAGCCUGCCUACUUUGUCUCCGUGGUGGAGAACAUCAUGGCAGGAGCCACGGUGCUGUUCCUGAACGCCACGGACCUGGACCGCUCCCGGGAGUAUGGUCAGGAGUCCAUCAUCUACUCCUUGGAGGGCUCCUUCCAGUUUCGGAUCAGCACACGCUCAGGUGAAAUUACCACCACCACCCUGCUGGACCGUGAAACCAAGUCUGAGUACAUCCUCAUCGUACGGGCAGUGGACGGGGGCGUGGGCCACAACCAGAAAACCGGCAUCGCCACUGUGAACAUCACCCUCCUGGACAUCAACGACAACCCCCCCAGAUGGAAGGACGCUCCCUACUACAUCAACCUGGUGGAGAUGACCCCUCCAGACUCUGACGUGACCACAGUGGUGGCCAUUGACCCAGACCUGGGGGAGAACGGCACUCUGGUGUACAGCAUCCAGCCACCCAACAAGUUCUACCACAUCAGCAGCAGCACAGGCAAGAUCCGCACCACGCACAUCAUGCUGGACCGGGAGAACCCCGACCCCCACGAGGCGGAGCUGAUGCGCAAGAUCAUCGUCUCCGUCACAGACUGUGGCACACCCCCUCUGAGCGCCACCAGCAGUGCCACGGUGUUUGUGAACCUCUUGGACCUCAAUGACAAUGACCCCACCUUUCAGAACCUGCCUUUUGUGGCCGAGGUGCUUGAAGGCACCCCUGCGGGGGUCUCCGUCUACCAGGUGGUGGCCAUCGACCUGGACGAGGGCCUGAACGGGCUGGUGUCCUACCGCAUGCCUGUGGGCAUGCCCCGCAUGGACUUCCUCAUCAACAGCAGCAGCGGCGUGGUGGUCACCACCGCCGAGCUGGACCGCGAGCGCAUCGCUGAGUACCAGCUGCGCGUGGUGGCCAGCGACGCGGGCGCACCCCCCAAGACCUCCACCAGCACGCUAACCAUCCGAGUGCUGGAUGUGAAUGACGAGACACCCACCUUCCACCCUGCCACAUACAACGUCUCCAUGUCCGAGGAUGUGCCGCGGGACUUCCGGGUGGUCUGGCUGAACUGCACCGACAACGACGUGGGCCUCAACGCUGAGCUCAGCUACUUCAUCACAGGUGGAAACGUGGAUGGGAAGUUCAGCGUUGGCUACCGCGACGCCGUCGUGAGAACGGUGGUGAACCUGGACCGGGAGACCACAGCCUCAUACACGCUCGUCCUGGAGGCCAUCGACAAUGGCCCCGUGGGCAAGCGGCGCACAGGCACGGCUACCGUGUUUGUCACCGUCCUGGAUGUGAAUGACAACCGGCCCAUCUUUCUGCAGAGCAGCUAUGAAGCCAGCGUCCCCGAGGACAUCCCUGAGGGCCACAGCAUCGUGCAGGCAGGUGGCGGCCGGGGCACAGGCAGGGCCACGCGCUCAGUGGCCUCGCAGCAGAGCGGGAUGGAAAUAGGAGAGGGUCCAGCUGCUGCUCCAAAAGUAGCCGGCGCUGUGGCCAAGGGGGGGCCCAGGCUCCCUUCUCCCUCCUGGGGAGAGUAG
Messenger RNA from Orcinus orca (killer whale), 17079 nucleotides. RefSeq names its product cadherin-23-like. Gene Ontology annotation, cellular component: plasma membrane. Bases 13561 to 17079 code for a protein of 1172 amino acids. Gene Ontology annotation, biological process: homophilic cell-cell adhesion. Gene Ontology annotation, molecular function: calcium ion binding. The transcript has 28 exons. The record is from RefSeq and is a predicted model, not a curated record. Lineage: Eukaryota; Metazoa; Chordata; Mammalia; Artiodactyla; Delphinidae.